Thlaspi arvense is the source of this 1478-nucleotide messenger RNA. Lineage: Eukaryota; Viridiplantae; Streptophyta; Magnoliopsida; Brassicales; Brassicaceae. The record is from the annotation of a GenBank genome assembly.
CUACACGAUGGCGUAAAGGUGGAAGCCAAAGGUGGAAAUGGAGGGACUCAAUGGGAUGAUGGAUUCGAUUAUGAAGGUGUUACAAAGAUACAUGUACAAGGUGGUAAUGAAGGCAUUCAGUUCAUCAAAUUUGACUAUGCCAAGGCUGGAAAAACGAAGAUGAAUAUUUGUUAUUUGUUGAGGGUUAUUAUGACAUCCACGGGUGUGGUUCAAUCAAUCAAAUUCAUAACUAACAAGAAAACUUCUCAUACGAUGGGGUUCAACGAUGGUGCUAAGUUUUUACUAAGAGCCGCCAGGAGCAGGAUCGUUGGGUUUCAUGGAUUUGCUGACAAGAAUCUCAACUCUCUUGGAGCAUAUUUCAUCAAGAAUCCUUUAACCAAAUCGGCAAUGCAAGGUGGUCAGACGACAGGCAUAGCUUAUGAUCAUGGUGGUGACUAUGAUGGUAUAAGAAAAGUGUAUGUUACAUUUGAUGGCACUCAAAUCAGGCAUAUCAGGGUCGACUAUGACAAAGCCGGUAAGCUGGAAACCCAUGAGCACGGGGACAAGGUCCAAACACCACAUGAGUUUGUCGUCGAUUAUCCCUAUGAAUAUAUCACAUCUGUGGAAGGAAGCUACGGAGUGAGCCCAAAAUAUAAGUGUGAUGUCGUUACCUCGUUAACUUUCAAAACAUCAAAUGGAAGAACCUCUGGAAUAAUUGGAAGCGGUUGGUACCAAGUUCGUGUUGGAGAGCCAAGGCAAUGCUAUUGUUGGGUUCCAUGGACGGGUAGUAUCGGGGCAUAUUACAACACUCCGUUGCCUCCUCCUCCUCCAGAGAAACUAGAGGGACAAGGUGGGGAUGGAGGAGAUUCUUGGGAUGAUGGUGCUUUCUUGAAUGUGAAGAAGAUAUACAUAGGACAAGGAGAUGUUGGUAUCGUCUCCGUUAAGUUUGAGUACGAGAACAACGCUAGUGAGGUGGUUGUGGGAGAUGAACAUGGAACUAAGACAUUGCUUGGAUACGAAGAGUUCGAGCUUAAUUAUCCGAGUGAAUACAUCAUAUCGGUGGAGGCUUGGUACGAUAAGGUUAUGGGAGCUGAAACUGGAGUUAUAACCAUGCUUAAGUUCAAGACAAACAAACGCAUCUCUCGACCAUUUGGACUUGAAUCUGCUUCCAGUUUCGUCCUUCAGAAGGAAGGUUACAAAAUCACUGGUUUCCAUGGAAAAUCCGGUACCGUGCUUCACAAGAUUGGGGUCCAUGUGAUUCCAUCACCCAGUGACCAUCCAUAACUAGCUAGCUAGCUAGCUUCACUGUCGAAUGAUCAAUCCUCAGACCAAGUUCGGUUAUGAAUCUGUUGUUGCUUGCAUGUUUUUCUUUUUCUUUUCUUUUUUUCUUUAUGCAUCGUGUGUAAUAAAAGCAGGUAAUCCUCAACCUGUUUCAACUUUUCAAAUAAUAAAAUUAAUAUAAAGUUUCCUUCUUUAGAUGAAUGAAUGUUUUUAUAGAU